AUGUCGACGUCGACGCAGGAGGUGGAGCAGGACUGGAUGGCCGGCGACGAGGCCGCGGCGGCGUCGCCGCGGGCGCGUUCGUCGUCGUCGUCGUCGUCGCGGUACAAGGGCGUGGUGCCGCAGCCCAACGGGCGGUGGGGCGCGCAGAUCUACGAGCGCCACGCGCGCGUCUGGCUCGGCACGUUCGCGGACGAGGCGGCGGCCGCGCGCGCCUACGACGUGGCCGCGCUCCGCUUCCGCGGCCGCAGUGGCGCCGUCAACUUCCCCCGCCCCGCCGACGCGGCCGAGAUGGCGUUCCUCGCCGCGCGGCCCAAGGGCGAGGUCGUCGACAUGCUGCGGAAGCACACCUACGACGACGAGCUCCGGCAGGCGCUGCGCUCCGGCGGUGCCGGCGACCGCGCCCUGGCCCUGGUCCCCCGGGUGUCGCUCUUCGAGAAGGCAGUGACGCCGAGCGACGUCGGCCGGCUCAACCGGCUGGUGUUGCCCAAGCUGCACGCCGAGAAGCACUUCCCGCCGCUCGACGAGGGCGCCGACGCGGCCCCUCCCGUGCUGCUCGCCUUCGAGGACGUCGGCGGCGGGAAGGUGUGGCGGUUCCGGUACUCGUUCUGGAGCAGCAGCCAGAGCUACGUGCUCACCCGGGGCUGGAGCCGCUUCGUCCGGGAGAAAGGCAUCACCGCCGGAGACACCGUCGCGUUCUCGCAGGCUGCGGUCUCCUCCACCUCCGGCACCGACGGGGAGAUGGAUGCCAAGCGGCGGAUGUUCAUCGAGUGCAGGAAGCGGAAGAGGAAAGACGACGGCGGCGCGCGCGUCGUGAGGCUGUUCGGUGCCAACAUUGCCGGCUCCGCAAUCGGAGCUUCAUGCAUGUGUUGAACCACAUUGCAAACUGAGCUCAUGAACUCACCAUGAUCGACU
Messenger RNA from Panicum hallii, 912 nucleotides. Its product is annotated as AP2/ERF and B3 domain-containing protein Os01g0141000-like. Bases 1 to 870 code for a protein of 289 amino acids. The transcript has a single exon. Gene Ontology annotation, molecular function: DNA-binding transcription factor activity; DNA binding. The record is from RefSeq and is a predicted model, not a curated record. Gene Ontology annotation, biological process: regulation of DNA-templated transcription. NCBI's taxonomy places the organism in Eukaryota, Viridiplantae, Streptophyta, Magnoliopsida, Poales, Poaceae.